GUGAAAACACACAGGGAAGAGUUCAAGCAGAUUCAGCUUUAUUUAUCUCCAUCGAGCAGAAGAAUAAACUCGAUGCUGCUCCAUCCACUGCGCGCACACUCAGCGCGCAUGCGCGUUCCCGUUUGAUUUCUUAAUAUUUAAUAUCAAUGGCUGACGCUCGUUUCUAAAGCAUCUCUUAAAAUUAGGAAGGAAUCUUUGACACGUUUUCUCAACACCAAGGUGAACGUCAAUCUCUUUGAUUUUAUCCGCUGGGCUUCGAUCCUAAUCAGUCCAAAUUCACUCAAAAUGGGACAGAAAUGUCACAUUUAACCCUUUCCGUUCCGCUGUCGACAUUAACGCGAGAAGAUGAUGCGUCAGGUGUCCAGCAGCAGCGAAUACUGCGUCGACGGACGGCCCUCGUGUUUAGCGGAGGACGGGAGGCUCUCGCCGAGCCACUUUGAUUUGUGCCCCACCAAGUUUUACCAGUCUUCCCCCCCUCAGCGCUCUCGGCAGAUGUGCUUCGCGUACCUGCCGCCGCCGCCGGUCCUCAAGUCCCCCUCGUGCCGCGAGGAGCCACGUCUGCCGCAGGGGCCCGUCGGACCUCAGGGAAACCACAGAAGCGGGGACUCUAAAAAGAAGGGAGCGUCCGGGAGGUCUGGGAAACGCGGCCGGCCGGCGGGAACCACCAAAUCCGCCGGUUACAGAACCAGCACGGGCAGACCGCUGGGCACCACUAAAGCCGCCGGGUUUAAGACCAGUCCGGGCCGGCCCCUGGGCACCACCAAGGCCGCGGGCUAUAAGGUGAGUCCCGGCCGGCCGCCCGGCAGCAUCAAGAGCCCGUCUCGGCUGGGUAAGCUAAGCUACGGUUCCUGCAGCGGAGCGGCGUUCCCCUACAGCAUCAUGCACAGACCCGACGCUACGCUGAAGGAGGAAGCGGCUAAAGAAACACCAAAACUGUUGUUACAAGCUCCCCAGUUCCUCCUCGGCAGCCUCCCGGUCCGGCAGCAGAAGACCCCCCCGCCAGCGGCGCUCCUGCCGUCAGGGGACGCCCCCCCGGGCCCCGAGCAGCUCAUCUCCGCCGCGCUCUGGUCACGCUGAACGCCAGUGCAUGUCAUGGCGGGUUGUUAGUGAGCUUCUUUCAUAAGCUUGAGUUAUAUAGUUAGACGAUAAUGAAGAGUGCAAUAUUUUCAUCAUUCCAGCACUCCACCAAAGACCUCCAACAGCAUGAUUCCAGAAGAAACACAUGAAACGUGCACUCUUUAAUCACACGUGUCAAUCAUUACACGUCUUGUAAUAGU
Rhinichthys klamathensis goyatoka is the source of this 1277-nucleotide messenger RNA. It is a transcript of the gene cunh5orf24, whose product is annotated as chromosome unknown C5orf24 homolog. The coding region runs from base 346 to 1077 and encodes 243 amino acids. The transcript is spliced from 3 exons. NCBI's taxonomy places the organism in Eukaryota, Metazoa, Chordata, Actinopteri, Cypriniformes, Leuciscidae. The record is from RefSeq and is a predicted model, not a curated record.